This is a messenger RNA of Drosophila willistoni, 1464 nucleotides long. RefSeq lists its product as uncharacterized. The transcript has 6 exons. The coding region runs from base 265 to 1416 and encodes 383 amino acids. The record is from RefSeq and is a predicted model, not a curated record. Lineage: Eukaryota; Metazoa; Arthropoda; Insecta; Diptera; Drosophilidae.
CUGGACCAUCAGCGAAAGUAGACUCUUCCUUCAGAGCAAUAUUACGCAAAUUUGCACGAGUUUUAAAACGCUAUAGUCAACCGUGAACUGUUCAAAUUUUUCAAAAUGUCCACUUCUUGGCAUUCCCACUGCAUUGUUAUUCUGUAGAUUAUCAUAAAUAAUUCAAAUCUCCAAAUUUAGUUUUUCCCCAUAUCUGAAGAUUUUGCCAGUGUUGACUAAUAAUUUUUGUUUAAGGAAGUAGAUUUAAAAAAAGUAAACAAUAAAAUGAAUUGUUUGAAUGUUAGCAAUAGUUUUGGACUAAUUUGCAGGGCAAUUAACUUGCAAUGUGAUUUACAAAUACCCGGAACAACCGAAAGCCAGGAAGAGUUUAUUUUGCUACUAAACUAUCUUAGUGCUAAGGAAAGGCUAUUGGUGGCAAAAUACUUUUGCCAGUUGCCUGCUAACGUAGGUAGCUUUCGUGUCCUCGGCCAGUUGCAGCAACUGCGCAUCCUGACAGCCACGGAGUAUGUUCUUAGCAAGCAGCAGUCUGAUCAACUACAAGUUGAUCUGAUUAUAUUUUUGGAGAGUCAACAUGAGCUUCUUUCCAAUCUGUUUUUGUCGGCUGCAUUUGAUUCGGAGUAUGGCAUGAUAUUAACAUCUAUCCUUAUUGAUGCUUUGCGUAACCUCUUCAUGGGUUUGGCUCGAGAUCCAAAAAUCAGUAAUUUAAGCUAUGUGACGGCUUUGUGUCAAUCAUUGCCCUCUGAUGCAUUGGGUGUGUGUGUGCAUAUGCAUCUGGGCGUCCUGUUGGAGCUGCAUGAGUCGACGGAAAUCGGCGAAGCUUUUGCCAAUUUCAGUGCAUGGAUCAAUGAAGGAGUCGAUGAGCUUACUUUUAUCAGGACAAUUGCUUCGAAGUUAUUGCCUAAGCAUCAACUGGAAGCCCUCAACUACCUCUUUAAACAGUCCGUCGAGGAAAAUUUUAAGAAUUGGAAGUUCUAUAUCAUUCUUCUUCAAGCCAUUGCCAGUUGUGGGCAGACAGAGACUCAGACCUUUAUCAAAAAAUACCUUAAAAGUCGCCUCAUUCACACGGCUACCAUUGGUUGUUUUAGUUCCUUUUUGCAUUUCCUGCUGACAGCGCGUGCAAUAUCGGCUAACACUAUGGAUGUGCAACAAAAUUUGGAGAACUACGCACUAUGGUAUAAGCAAAAUAUAGGCGAGAUGUCUUAUGCUUUGAACAUGGAUAAGUUUCAUGUGGUGUUAAAUAUGCUAAAUGAUUCCCUACAUCUAGAACAAGAAGUGGCGUACCUCGAAAUUCACGUGGCUAUUGCCAUUGCGCCGGGUGGCAAGCUAGUCCAGGCUUAUAAAACUAAAUGCAGAACUCAUUUGUCGCAAUUGAAGGCGGAUGCAAAGCGCAAAGGUGCAGUAAUCGAGUUAGAUUAACAGUAACAUGUAUUUUUUAAAAGCAAUCUACACAAUGUAUCAUUAUAA